Messenger RNA from Fopius arisanus, 1797 nucleotides. It is a transcript of the gene Tango5, whose product is annotated as Transport and Golgi organization 5. The transcript is spliced from 5 exons. Gene Ontology annotation, cellular component: endomembrane system; endoplasmic reticulum; membrane. NCBI's taxonomy places the organism in Eukaryota, Metazoa, Arthropoda, Insecta, Hymenoptera, Braconidae. The coding region runs from base 322 to 1746 and encodes 474 amino acids. Gene Ontology annotation, biological process: autophagy; Golgi organization. The record is from RefSeq and is a predicted model, not a curated record.
AUAAAUAAGUGUAAAACUGUUAUAACUAUCACGCUACAUACUAGGUACAGGAAAUAAAAAAAAAGAGAGGCAUUAGUGGCAUACGACACUUGUAAGUUAUUAAUGUCGAGUUAAAACCAAUCGUGGAUCAUUCGAAUGUACCCGUUCGUGACUUUAAGAGUGUGUGACCGACGUGGCUUUUAAAUCGUGUAACUCAACAAUUAUAUUGUAUCACCAACUCAUCCUCAAUAAAUGAUACUAGGAGACUGACAACCCGCCAAAAAAUAAAAAUUAAAAAAUAUCAUUAAGUAGCAAAUAUUCAAUCGUCAAAAAAGCGUGGCAAUGGUGAGAACAAGGGUAGGUAGAAAGUCCAGUGGAGCUGGUAAUACUGAGGAUCGAUACAGUCCUGGACAAGAAAUAAAUACGAAAUUAAAUGCCACCGAUCUUGGAGGAAUGACAAGGGAUCGUCUUAAAGUCGUACUGAGAGAACGUGGUCUACCAGUCUCUGGAAACAAAGCUGACAUGAUAGCUCGAUUAGAGGAGAACAUGGAAGGUAGAACGUUUCGUAGAGGAAAGGAGUCAAGUAAUUCUAAUGGUGCCCAAAAAUUAUUGAAUGACGAUGGGUCAGUUGAAUCGAAGAACAGAGCGAAAUCUGGAACAGACUCGAUGGAUCCAGACAGUUUAACCCUCUGGCAUCGUCCAAUCACAACGUUAAAUUAUUUUAUGAGAGAACUGUUCAUUAAUAUCGUCAGUUUAGCACACAGAAUGCUGCAGUACAAGAAGAUUGUUUGGAGUGGAUUACUUGUUAUCACCGUGUUAGUUGUCUUUAGACAUGUAACAGGGCCUUAUCAACAGCUGUUGAAAGAGUGGGAGAAUAGUCUUCUUUGGUGGCUUUAUUGGGUGGGCCUUGGCGUGUUAUCGAGUGUGGGUUUUGGCACUGGUUUACAUACUUUUGUGCUUUAUCUGGGCCCUCACAUAGCAGCUGUUACGAUAGCUGCUUAUGAGUGUGGUGGGCUUAACUUCCCCGAACCACCGUAUCCUGAUUCCAUCGUCUGCCCAGAUGAGAUUGAUCCGGCUUGGACUGCUGGAAUCCUCAAUAUUAUGAGGAAAGUCAGAGUUGAGGCUAUGCUCUGGGGUGCAGGAACUGCUCUUGGAGAACUUCCACCGUAUUUUAUGGCUAGGGCCGCACGGGAUAGUCGACAGACUGAUAAGAAUCAUGAACAUGAUCAGGAGGACCUGAAGGAGUUAGAGGCACUCGAGGCUUUGGAGAGUGGAGCCAAUGUUCCUCUUCUCAUGAGGCUCAAACUUGCUAUGAAGCACUUCGUGCAGAAGGCUGGAUUCUUGGGGAUCCUUGCCUGCGCCUCGAUUCCAAAUCCACUUUUUGACCUUGCUGGGUUGACUUGUGGUCAUUAUCGCAUUCCAUUCUGGACUUUCUUCGGUGCUACGCUCAUCGGUAAAGCCAUUAUUAAAAUGCAUAUUCAACAGCUGGCUGUGAUAAUAGCAUUCAAUGAAGAAUUGUUGGAUAAGGCUAUUGGACUUUUGGCUGCGAUUCCUUACGUGGGCACCAAAUUUCAGGAGCCGUUUAAGAAAUAUUUAGUUGAGCAGAAAAAUAAAUUACAUAAUUCAUCCUCUAUGGAGGGGACAACAACGAUAGCGUGGCUUUUCGAAAAAUUUGUGAUGCUGAUGAUAUGUUACUUCCUUAUAACAAUAAUUCACGCCCUGGCACGUAAUCAUCAUCGUAGACGUACAAAGCCAUCAAUGGAUUGAGAAUUAGGGAAAUUUUAUUUAAACGCUAAUGCGAUAUGUUGAAGUCUAAAA